Messenger RNA from Mugil cephalus (flathead mullet), 2712 nucleotides. RefSeq names its product heat shock protein 90, alpha (cytosolic), class A member 1, tandem duplicate 2 (gene hsp90aa1.2). The coding region runs from base 170 to 2359 and encodes 729 amino acids. Gene Ontology annotation, molecular function: ATP binding; ATP hydrolysis activity; disordered domain specific binding. Gene Ontology annotation, cellular component: myelin sheath; cytosol; perinuclear region of cytoplasm. The transcript has 11 exons. Gene Ontology annotation, biological process: protein folding; cellular response to heat; protein stabilization. The record is from RefSeq and is a predicted model, not a curated record. Lineage: Eukaryota; Metazoa; Chordata; Actinopteri; Mugiliformes; Mugilidae.
UUCUGGAAGCUCGGGUCGGGAUUUCUCGAACACUCGUUAAAGGUACAAAAGCUGCACAGACACUCUCAGCCCCUCAGUCUGCAUCCAAAUCGCUGCACCGGAGAUCGGAGUAUCUGCACCUCGGAAACGAUCCGCACAUUUUUCAUUGUGGACUUUACCGAAGACCAAGAUGCCUGAAUCACACGACCAACAAAUGGAGGAGGAGGCUGAGACCUUUGCAUUCCAGGCUGAGAUUGCUCAGCUGAUGUCCCUGAUUAUCAACACUUUCUAUUCCAACAAAGAGAUCUUCCUCAGGGAGCUUAUCUCCAACUCCUCAGAUGCCCUGGACAAAAUCCGCUAUGAGAGUCUCACUGAUCCCACCAAGCUUGACAUGGGCAAGGAUCUCAAAAUUGAAAUCAUUCCCAACAAAGAGGAGCGCACCCUGACCCUAAUUGACACGGGUAUCGGCAUGACCAAGGCCGAUCUGAUCAACAACCUGGGCACAAUCGCCAAGUCCGGCACCAAAGCUUUCAUGGAGGCUCUGCAGGCUGGAGCCGACAUCUCCAUGAUCGGUCAGUUCGGCGUGGGUUUCUACUCUGCCUACCUGGUGGCUGAGAAAGUGACAGUUAUCACCAAACACAAUGAUGAUGAGCAGUAUGCCUGGGAAUCCUCUGCCGGAGGCUCCUUCACAGUUAAAGUAGACAACUCUGAACCAAUGGGGCGUGGAACUAAGGUGGUCCUGCACCUGAAAGAAGACCAGACAGAAUACCUAGAGGAGCGAAGGAUCAAAGACAUUGUGAAGAAGCAUUCACAGUUCAUUGGCUACCCCAUCACACUCUUUGUGGAGAAGGAACGGGACAAGGAGGUGAGCGACGACGAGGCAGAGGAGGAGGAGAAAGAGAAGGACAAGGACGAAGACGAGAAGGACGAGGACAAACCAGAGAUUGAAGACGUCGGGUCAGAUGAUGAGCACGACCAUGACAAGAGUUCAGACAAAAAGAAGAAGAAGAAGAAGAUCAAGGAGAAGUACAUUGACCAGGAAGAGCUGAACAAGACCAAACCCUUGUGGACCCGUAACCCAGACGACAUCACAAAUGAGGAGUAUGGAGAGUUCUACAAGAGCCUCACCAACGACUGGGAGGACCACCUGGCUGUCAAGCACUUCUCAGUGGAAGGUCAGCUGGAAUUCCGCGCCUUGCUCUUCGUGCCUCGUCGUGCUCCCUUCGACCUCUUUGAGAACAAGAAGAAGAAGAACAACAUCAAGCUUUACGUGCGCAGGGUCUUUAUCAUGGACAACUGUGAUGAGCUAAUCCCUGAGUACCUCAAUUUCAUCAAGGGUGUGGUGGACUCCGAGGAUCUGCCUCUGAACAUCUCCAGAGAGAUGCUGCAGCAGAGCAAGAUCCUGAAGGUCAUCCGAAAGAACCUGGUCAAGAAGUGCCUGGAACUUUUCACAGAACUGUCUGAGGACAAGGACAACUACAAGAAAUGCUAUGAGCAGUUUUCAAAGAACAUCAAGCUUGGUAUUCAUGAAGACUCCCAGAAUAGGAAGAAGUUGUCUGAGCUGCUGCGCUACUACACCUCAGCCUCUGGAGACGAGAUGGUUUCCCUGAAAGACUAUGUCACACGCAUGAAGGAAAACCAGAAGCACAUCUACUACAUCACUGGUGAGACCAAAGACCAGGUGGCCAACUCUGCCUUUGUGGAGCGUCUUCGCAAAGCCGGCCUGGAGGUCAUUUACAUGAUCGAGCCCAUUGAUGAGUACUGUGUCCAGCAGCUGAAGGAGUUCGAGGGCAAGAACCUGGUUUCAGUGACCAAGGAAGGCCUGGAGCUGCCCGAGGAUGAGGACGACAAGAAGAAGCAGGAGGAGAAGAAGGCUCAGUUUGAGAACCUUUGCAAGAUCAUGAAGGACAUUUUGGAAAAGAAGGUGGAGAAGGUUACUGUCUCCAACCGUCUAGUCUCUUCCCCUUGCUGCAUCGUCACCAGCACCUACGGCUGGACAGCCAACAUGGAGAGGAUCAUGAAGGCCCAGGCCCUGAGAGACAACUCCACCAUGGGCUACAUGGCAGCUAAAAAACACCUUGAGAUCAAUCCUGACCAUCCCAUCGUAGAGACACUGAGGCAGAAGGCAGAGGCGGACAAGAACGACAAGUCUGUGAAGGACCUGGUCAUCCUCCUCUUUGAGACGGCCCUGCUCUCCUCAGGAUUCACACUGGACGACCCUCAGACCCACUCCAAUCGCAUCUACAGGAUGAUCAAACUGGGUCUUGGUAUCGAUGAAGACGACCCCACAUCAGACGACGUCACCCCCGCUCCCACCGAGGACAUGCCACCUCUGGAAGGAGAAGACGAUGACGCAUCCAGAAUGGAAGAGGUGGAUUAAACCUGUUUGAUUCUCCUGCUACUGUUCAGAAGUAGUGUUAUAUACAGUUUAAAUUUAUAUGUUGUAAAUUAAUAUAAAUGAGCAUGAAAUGUUCCCCCACAGAACAUCUUUUUGACCAUGCUGAGUUUAUUUCCAUUUUCACUGGCCACUUGCAGUUCCCAUUCCUUUUUGAACUUCAUUUUUCAAGCGGCCACUUUUUGUAUCUUGAGUUGUAACAACCCAUUUGUUUUUGUAUUUAUUGACAUUCCAGAGUUUGUGUGCUUUUACUGUAAAUAUGUCAAAACUGAAACUCACAGGAACGGUAAAAUAAAGAGUUUACGAUGUUAAUAAAGUCAUGUGGUCGUUUUUCUUGA